AUGGGAAGGCUGCCGAUGGAAUCCCAAUCUCAGUUCCAAUAUCCUCAGCCUCAAGCCGCCUAUCAUCCUUAUCCACCGCCGUCACAACAGCAUCAAGCCGCCGUAGUUUAUCCGCAGCCUCAAAAUAGUGUUAAUGUUGUACAGGCUCCACCGUACCAUACAACCAGUCCAAUGUCGCCAAUGCCACAGAGCCACCCUAAUGUUGUUCCCACAAACGGUUCAUUACAGGGAGGAUUAUCCGUCGGAACGCCCGUGCAACAUCGGCCGAUGCCUUUGCGGCUAACAAAACCGGUUCACAAUGUCCCUUGGACCACCGGGCUCUUUGAUUGCAUGGAUGAUCCAACCAACGCUCUUAUCACGGCCGUAUUUCCUUGUGUGACGUUUGGGCAGAUAGCAGAUGUACUUGACAACGGGAACACAACUUGUGCCACUAGUGGGAUUGUUUAUGCCUUUGCACCGUGUGUGGUGUCCGGACCCUACCGGAAAAAGCUCCGGCAGCGGUUUGGGUUGGUAGAGGCGCCGGCCUCGGAUCGAGUUAUUCACUCCGUGCUUGAACAUUGUGCUCUCUGUCAAGAAUAUCGAGAACUCAACAACCGAGGGAUCAACCCUGCUCUUGGUAUAUUUUUCUUCUUCUUACAAACAAACUCCACCUAA
Hibiscus syriacus is the source of this 654-nucleotide messenger RNA. Its product is annotated as protein PLANT CADMIUM RESISTANCE 4-like. The transcript is spliced from 3 exons. Bases 1 to 654 code for a protein of 217 amino acids. Lineage: Eukaryota; Viridiplantae; Streptophyta; Magnoliopsida; Malvales; Malvaceae. The record is from RefSeq and is a predicted model, not a curated record.